UACCUCCCGAUCGAGUCUUCCUGCAGUUGAAACCCGUCUUGCUACGCGGUGUAAAUCAUUAUCAUCUUUUUCAUCAACCGCUGCAACAACCAGGCUGUUGUAGACUGAAACAGGAUAUACAGCUGGGUGUUCCGUUAAGUAAAUCUGAAGUUAAAACAAUAAUUAAAUCAGAAAUCAACAAGGUGUGGCAAGAACAAUGGGAUAGGGAAAAUAAGGGGUUUUCAAUAAAGCUUUCAAAUUAAAAUUAAAAGAGCAAGGAGCAGAGGACGGAUCAGAGGCAGCGGUGAUUCGGACCCUCUGCAGAACGGUAACACGAACGAAGGGAGGAGUAUGAAAAGAGGAAGGUGCACAGGCAGCGGCGAUGCGGACCCGCCGCAGAACGGUACCUCCGACGACGGGAUGAGGGUUCGAGACCCCGAAGCCGGGGCCAGCAACACUGACAGCCUGCCCGACACGAACGAUGAGGUUGACUCGGCCCAUAGAAGAGAUAUCAGGAGCAAAUACCGGGUGCUGAUCAGCAGCAUUCAACAGAACCGAGAGGAUAUGCUGAAUAAUCGUGAUAAUAAAAUCACAGAAGUACUGGACGAAGCGAACACACUUUUUAAGGAAGUGCACCAAGCCAGAGAGGCAGCGCUUGAUUCCCAGCUGCUGGUGGUGGCAUCGGACCUGGGCAAGGAGAAGGCCAGCCAGCUGUUCUCUGAAGGCCUCUCUUUCGACCCUUCUACCUUUGUACAGCAUACUCUGUCCUUCAUGGGACUCAACUGGCUAGAAGAAGAGGGGGAGAGCUCAGACGAAGGAGCGGCCACAUCGCACGGCUCCCUUCCCCGGAAUGCCUGGCACAGGCUGGCCGGCCGAGCCGAGGCGUGCUUCCGGAGCACCCCGGCCUUCCACUUCAUUUACGGCUCGUUCCAGGCAGAGCCCCCUCCCCCGAAGCCGCGGGUGGAGCGACAGAGGAAAGCUCCCACCAAGGAGGCCAAGAGGAUCAUGCCUACUCAGUUGAAGAAGAUGGAGGAGUCCCAACAGGAGGCCACGGAGAAGGAGGUGGAGAGGAUCCUGGGCUACUUGCAGCAGUACCACAAUCAGGACCCCACUUCGCCGAUCUCCUAUUAUGAGUUUGUCAUCAACCCCCAUUCGUUCUCUCGAACGGUGGAGAACAUCUUCCAUACGUCGUUCUUAGUCAGGGAUGGUUUAGCAAGGAUGUACAUGGAUGAUGCCAAGAUGCCCUGCAUUGGUCCUGUGGAGGACGGUAUGGCGGAAGAGGGCACAGCCUCCGUCCGUAAACAGUGCGUCGUUUCCAUCAGCCUGCAGGGCUGGAGGGAGCUCCGAGAAGACUUAGACAUCCAAGAAUCGAUGAUCCAGCCACCAACGUCGCAAACUCAAUGACGGGUUAUUGCCUUUUGUAUCAAUUUUAUUUUAAAAUGUAUUUUUUAUAUUCUAGAGUAUACAUGUUCCUCACAAAUUCUGCCAAAUUUUGAUCCAUUUUCUGAAGGAUUUUCCUCAACCCUUCCUAUUUGUAUAUUUUGGUUGCUUUUAUUUACCGUUUUAAGAAAAUGUGUUCAAAUAAAACAUCAGUUUUUAGAUCAGUGUACCAUUCCUCCAUGCUUUAAUUGAUAUGAAUGAUACUAGAAAUGGCCCGAGUUUCACAGUUUGGUACACAGGAAACUAGGGUGACUCAAGUGCGAAGCAAAAGGGACAGGUCUCAGGAACGGGUCUCAAGUGGUCUCGCACCACUUGAGUCUUCCUUGAGUCCAUCAGAACCUGACCCUGUUUGAUGAUGAACCCCAGGAAAGCCACCUCAGUGACAUGAAACUCACACUUCUCUGGUUUUACAUACAAGUGAUUCAUUACAAUUCUGGACACACAUGAGACUUUAAUGUGCCAACACAUUUCGUCAGUGUUCGUGACGAGACUUGGAAAAAAUCUAAACGUCAUCCAAAUAAACAAACACAAAAUGGUUAAACAUGUCACGCAAAACAUCAUUUAUCAGGGCUUGGAAAACAGCUGGGGCAUUAGUGAGUCCAAAGGGCAUUACUUGGUAUUCAGUGUCCAGAGGGGGUGGGCUGUUUUCAGUGGAGAGGGCAUCCUUCAUGUAGUCAUCCAUGGUCCCCCUUUCUGGCAAGGAGAGCGAGAAGAUCCGACCACGUGAAGGACUUGAUCCUGGCAUGAGUUCUAUGGAACAAUCGUAAGACCGAUGGGGUGGAAGUGUGCUGGCCCUUUGUUUGCUAAAAACCUCCAGAUACUUGGUUGGAACAUUGCUUAGCUCGGAGGGAUCUGGAGACUUGGACACGGGGGAAGGCCUAGAAAAAAAAGGCAGGUGGCAUGGCAAGUUGGACCCCAGGAUGGACCCCGUCGACCAAUCAAUUUGUGGGUUGGGACGGUUCAGCCACGGGAAACCCAGGACCACAGGAAAUUCUGGGGAGUCAAGCAAAUGCAAGGAAAUACUCUCGUUGUGAUUCCCGACACGAAGGCGAAGUGGAUCCAAAAAACAUAAACUCAGUCCAAGAAUCCAAAAAGGCAAAACACAUUGACAGUAAAUUCAAGGGGUAAUCCGAAAGGCAGGGUAAGCAGACAGGCAAAGGUUGGCAACAAGAUCAAUUCAGAAAGAGCGAACAAAUCCACAGGGUAAUCCAAAACUCAAAAAGUCAAAGAACUU
Gadus chalcogrammus (walleye pollock) is the source of this 2653-nucleotide messenger RNA. RefSeq names its product NSE4 homolog A, SMC5-SMC6 complex component (gene nsmce4a). The record is from RefSeq and is a predicted model, not a curated record. The coding region runs from base 331 to 1383 and encodes 350 amino acids. The transcript is spliced from 11 exons. Lineage: Eukaryota; Metazoa; Chordata; Actinopteri; Gadiformes; Gadidae. Gene Ontology annotation, cellular component: nucleus; Smc5-Smc6 complex. Gene Ontology annotation, biological process: DNA repair.